AUGUGCUUGUCCUCUUGUGCUGUCUCAGAUUCGGAUAGAUUUGAGCACAUACAAGCAUCGCUUCUUGGCGAGGAGGCAGCAGGUCUGCACACGUUCUUUAUGUCAACACGGUUACAUGAAAAAAAGGACAUAGCCUUUUGUCUCCUGCAUCAUCAGGGCGUGGAAAGGCGUAAUCCUUCGGUGGAUUGUGUUGCGCCGACACAAUCGUCCCGGUUACCGGAAUCGUGGAUUUGGGCAAUUCCUAAAGCACCGGAGUCAAAGAGUCUGGAUUCUUUUUCUCGCCUCCAUCGAUCUGAAGUCGUGAAGGCGUCUCUAAAGUGCAGACCUGGUGAGUAUAUGCCAGUGAAUGUGCAUAUGUAUGUGCUUGUGCUUGUGCUAUUGUGCGUCCGUCAGGGUUGCUGGCCUAGCCGGUCUUAUCCCUAA
Messenger RNA from Protopolystoma xenopodis, 423 nucleotides. Lineage: Eukaryota; Metazoa; Platyhelminthes; Monogenea; Polystomatidea; Polystomatidae. The record is from the annotation of a GenBank genome assembly.